AUGUAUCAAAAUACAGAUUUAGUUAAAUCAACUAUUGAUUGGAGGGUUGAAAAAGGUACAGAAGAAAAAUCAACAUCACCAUUAUUAUUUGGACAACCAAGCGGUCAAACAGAGAGUUUAGAUAUUGCAGUUGAAAAUCCAGAAGAGUGUGUAUUAUGGUAUUAUAAUUAUUUUUUAGGUAAAAGCCAUCAGAAUUAUUUAGGUGUUUUAGAUAACGGAGAUGUGUUUGGCGCAUCAAUUAUCAAAGAAGAUUAUAAUGUAGAGGGCGAAUACUCUUAUAAAACAAUUAUAUGGACAAUAGAGGGUAUCGAAAGACAAUGGUUUCAAGUUAAACAAAAGCAAUCAUUAACACCAACCGAAAUUAUAAAGAAGGCCUUACCAAGAUUGUCAAUUAAAAAAAUAAAAGAAAUUGAUUCUGUAGAUUUAUUAAAAGAUUUUAAAGAUUUAGAAGCGACCCAAACUGAAAUUUUCUAUAAAUUUGGAAUAUUAUUAGCACGUCCAGGUCAAUCAACCGAAGAUGAAUUUUAUAAUAAUAAUGAAUAUUCACCUCGAUGGACAGAGUUUUUAAAUUUAUUAGGUGAUACAGUAGUUUUAAAUUCAUUCAAGGGUUAUAGGGGUGGAUUGGAUGUAAAUAGCAAUACUACAGGAACACAUUCAUUAUAUACAAGUUUAAAUGGUUAUGAAGUUAUGUUUCAUGUUUCAACAAUGUUACCCCAUUCAAAAGCAGAUUCACAACAAAUUGAAAGAAAAAGACAUCUUGGAAAUGAUAUUGUAAUUAUUAUAUUUUAUGACUGUGAUCCAUCUGACCCAAUUAUACCAUGGGACCCAUCAAAAAUUAACUCAAAUUUUAAUCAUAUAUUUGCAAUUGUUAGACCAGUUGAUGAUAAUCAUUAUCAUGUAGAAAUUGUAAUUAAAAAUGGUAUUGCAAAGUUUGGACCAAAACUCCCAACUCAUUCAAUUUUUCCAAAGUGUCAAAAUUUUAAAGAGUUUUUAAUCACAAAAUUGGUAAAUGGUCAAAGAGCAGCUUUAAAUUCAGCACCAUCAUUUGCAAGCAAAUUAAAAAGAACAUUUAAGGAUCAAUUAGAAAGUAUUUGUAAAAAAUAUUCAUUAAGUUCAUCAUCAACUAUAUCAUCAUUUGUACCUAAAAGAAGAUCAUCAUCAGUAUCAAAUGUUAAUAAGGGUAAGGAGUUGAAAGCAAAGGACCCAAAGUAUGGAUCAGGUUUUUUCAAAUUAAAGGAAUCAUCCAAGAGUCAAAUUUUCGAUACUGAAAUUUUAUUUUCAAAAUCAUUAAAUGAAAGAAUUAAUUGUUUAGAUGUUUUAGAGUCUGAUGAAAACAAUUGUACAUUAAUCGUUGCAACUGACGAAUCAAUUUAUUUAUUAAAAACAAAUAUAUCGACAGGUGAACAGUUAUUCCAAAAAGUUAUAAAUAUAAAAGAUGUUACUCGUGUUACUAUUAUCAAACCAUUGAAUGUACUUUUAGUUUUAACAUCAAAGGGUUUAGUUUUUUAUGAAAUGGAACAAAUUUUUCAACAUUUUAAAAAUUCAUCAUCAAACAGCAGCGUACCAACAACUCAUAGUAUUCCAAUACCAACUAAUCAUUUAAAUCAUCAACAACAACAACAACAACAAAAUAGUAGUUAUGGUAAUUCACCAGGCUAUUAUAACAACUCACCCAAUGCCUAUGGAUCGCUAAGAUGGUCAAAAUCAGGCAUUAUCGCGGCAAAUAUUAUAAAUAAUAAUCAAAAUUCACAAAAUUUCAAUAAUGGUAUUACAGAAGAACAAAUCAAUUCAAUAAAAAUGAAAAAAAUUUUGGGUACUAAAGGUUGCACUGUUUAUGGCUAUACUAAAGGUGACAGCAAUAGCUCAGAAGAGGACAUUACAUUGUUGUAUGUAGGCCUAAAGAAAACAUUAAUACUCUACGAAUGGAAUAGGGGUGACUUUGUAAAAACUAAAGAAUUGGUAGUCUCUGAUAACAUUAAAACUUUAUGUGCUAUUGCUCCCGGUAUGAUUUGUGUUGGUAUUGCAAAGGAAUUUCUUUUAAUCGAUAUUUUCACCCAGACCAUAAAAGAACUCUACAAGAAAGCAGAUUCUGAACCCGUUAAAGCUUUAUCUUUAGAUAGCGAAAUUCUUUUGUGCUUUAAUAAUAUUGGUAUUUUCGUUGAUGAGUCUGGUGUAAAAACCAGAUCAUUCGAAUUGAAAUGGGGUUCAACUCCAUCAUCUUUAGCUUUAGUCCCAGCAUAUGUCCUAGGUAUCUCUGGUCCAUUAAUUGAAGUUAGAACCUUAUUAAAUGGUAAUAUCAUUCAAUCAUUACCAGCAAAUAUUUCAUUAGAUGACAAUAAUUGUAUUAUAGAAGAUAAUAAUAAUAUUAAUAAUAAUAAUAUUAAUAAUAAUAGUAAUAAUAAUAGCAGUAAUAGUAUAAAUAGUGGUAAUAAUUUAGAAUUAGAAAAUAGUUUUAAUAAUAUCACAAUUACAAACAAUAGUAAUCAUAAUUUAAAUAAUAAUAAUUGUAUUAAUAAUAAUAAUAAUAAUAAUAAUAGUAGUAAUAAUAUAAAUAUUCAUAAUAGUAGUGGUAGUAUUACUAGUGUUACCAGUAUUGAUAGUAAUGAUCACCAAAAUGAAGGUAAUAAUAAUAAUAGCGGCAUUGAAAAUGUUUAUUCAUUUUCAACAUUUAAUGAUAUUGCCCACGUUGACAAUGGAAAUAUUUAUGUUGCAUCAUCAAGUAAAGGGUUAUCUUGUAUUCUUCGUAUUCAUAAUAUCCAAAACUCUUUAGCCCCAAUAACUCCUUUUUCGCCCCCAAAUUCUCCAUUAAAACCAAAUUUUUUGAAAAACUAA
Dictyostelium purpureum is the source of this 2832-nucleotide messenger RNA. RefSeq lists its product as uncharacterized. Gene Ontology annotation, cellular component: cytoplasm. Gene Ontology annotation, biological process: regulation of small GTPase mediated signal transduction; activation of GTPase activity. The transcript is spliced from 5 exons. Gene Ontology annotation, molecular function: GTPase activator activity. The record is from RefSeq and is a predicted model, not a curated record. NCBI's taxonomy places the organism in Eukaryota, Evosea, Eumycetozoa, Dictyosteliales, Dictyosteliaceae. The coding region runs from base 1 to 2832 and encodes 943 amino acids.